This is a messenger RNA of Belonocnema kinseyi, 714 nucleotides long. RefSeq lists its product as uncharacterized. The transcript is spliced from 4 exons. Bases 1 to 714 code for a protein of 237 amino acids. Gene Ontology annotation, biological process: L-ascorbic acid biosynthetic process. Gene Ontology annotation, molecular function: gluconolactonase activity; calcium ion binding. Lineage: Eukaryota; Metazoa; Arthropoda; Insecta; Hymenoptera; Cynipidae. The record is from RefSeq and is a predicted model, not a curated record.
AUGCGCCGAAAUGAGGCGAAGAUUGUCGACCGGAGGAAAGAUCACGUUUGGGUUGUACACAGAUCCGCACGAACAAUUCAAAAACACGAAGGAUAUACUUCAGGAAGUCUUUGGUCUUUCCAUCCACUUCUGCGUUCUGAUCAACUUAUAAAUCAAGCGCUCCCGGAAAUUGGCUUGAGCAAAGGAAUCGUGUUUGAUCAUCACAGAUCUUCCCAAUUAUAUUACAUCGAUGCUGCAAAUCAGAGAAUCCUAUCGUUCGCUUAUGAUAAGGAAAACCGAAGGGUUACUAGGUUUACACGUGUCCUCUUUGACUUGAAUGAAUGGCAUCGAAACCUUCAACAUCCUCUCUACAGCCGUCAUGUCACACUGGGUGCUAUGACCCUUGAUACCAGAUAUCAGCUGUGGGUGCCUCUUAUUGGAGGUUCACAUGUCCUGGAAAUUGAUCCGACUAUUUAUAAUGGAGUGGUUCGAUUCAUUUACAUAAAUGCAGUCAAACUCAACGCAUGCCUUUUUGGAGGUGUUGAAUUAAAUAUUUUGUAUGUAUCUUCAAUGCCAUGUGGAUCCAAUGAAGAAUGUCCAUCUCACGAUGAGGGUGGUAAGAUUUUCGCCGUCUCUAACCUUGGCGAUGGUGUCAAAGGAAAUAGGUCGCCCAGAUUUGAUAUGCCUCCGGAUCCCCCGCCAAAACUAUUUGCCAGAAACCAUUACUGGGCGUAA